AUGGAGAAGGAAUUGCCGCCAGUUGUUCCAGAUUUUCGUGCAUCGGCAAUGGGAAAAAACAGUGAAAAAUUUUCCCUUUUCUUCAACUAUGGUGGUACAUUUAUUAAGAUUGGAGAUUCAACUGAAUACUUUGGGGAGAAUUCAAACACUGAUAGGUUUGGAUACUUUGAUUUGGUAGAAGAAGUAGAGAAGCUGGGGGUUAAGGAGUUUGAUAAAAUAAUGUAUCAAGAUCCAGAGAAGCUGGGAUAUGCUGGUAUGAAAGAGAUAGUGGAUGACAGUGGUGUUAUGGAGAUGAUCGACACUGGCCAUAAGCUUAGAUUUGUAAUACAGGUUUAUGUUGCUGCUAUGGGUGUUAGCUCAUCAAAUGAUGAUCUGACUGAUGAGGAACAUGCUUCUGAUGAUGAUGAAUACCUUGAGGCUAGACAAAAUUUGAGGAAAUGUAAAAACAAGAUGGUUGAAGAAGAUGGUGGAGCAAACAAUACAUUCCCAGAUUGUCUGCCUCAAAUGGACUUGGAUGGGUGUGAAAAGGGACAUAAUAAGAAGUCUUGUACUAAUCCCCAAGUUGAAAAACCUCCUAAGAAUCCAAGAGGGAGGCUAAAGAAAAAUCCAGGACCACAAUCAACCCAAGAGAAAGUUGUUGAAGUUGGGAAUCAGAAUGUUGUUGCAACUACUCAGAGGAGAAAGAAACUACAUGUGGAUCUGAAAGUUAUAAAAGCAUUCAACAAAAAUUAA
Molecule: messenger RNA, 732 nt
Organism: Striga asiatica
Lineage: Eukaryota; Viridiplantae; Streptophyta; Magnoliopsida; Lamiales; Orobanchaceae
Source: the annotation of a GenBank genome assembly